UAGACUAUUUGGCAAAAAAAUAAAAUAUAAAUUAAUAACUAAUUUAGCAUACUAUUUAAGAGUAGUAUGAAAUUAAACUUCGAAGAGAAAUCGUAAGCAGAAGAGUUUAGAGCUCUGCGAAUACCAAACUUUCUGGCAACACUGCUUGUAGUCUGUCAACGCCACUGUUCUCCUCGUUCGUUCGGAUUUCGCAGCUCAACUCGUAGAAAUUGUUUUGCAUUUGUGUCGGGACGGUAAUUUUCUUUUGUGCUAUGUUUUUAAAAAAUAAAAAUUUAAUGCUACUUGGCAAAAUAUCGAUAACCUAAAGUGUAACCGUGUUAAUAAAUGCAGCGCAGUUUAGUGCUUGUGUAAUGAAGACUGGCAUAGUUUCUAUGAAUAGAAUGUCGACCCUUUUCGGUGUUCGAAACAAUCCUGUUCAGUGAUUAGGAAGAAAGGAAAAAUACCAAGUGGAUAAGAAAUCGAGUGUUAAAAUUUCUUAUAAAAUAUUCUAAAAGUAAACCUUACAUUUAAUCAGAGGAGAAAAAUCACCAUCAUCCAAAAAGAUUGAGUGUUCAUGAAUCAACGCAAGCGAAAAUAUUAAAAAUAUAAUUAGUGCUACAACAAAAGAAAAUAUAUUUAAUGAGAUAUUUCGCAAUUGAAAUAAAGAAAAUAAAAUAGCAGAAUGCAUUGUGAUAAUACGAAAACAUCAUCAGAAAUAGAACACGUUGAUUGGAGCACUGGCACCGGCUCAGGACAUCACUAUGCUAAUGUCAGAUUCGGUUCCGGGAGCAGUCAGGCAUCUCAGAGUAGCGGCGAUAUUUGUCGCAUCUGCCAUUGCGAGAGUGAUCCACAAAAUCCCUUGCUGACGCCAUGUUACUGCGCGGGUAGCUUAAAGUACGUACAUCAGGCGUGUCUCCAACAAUGGCUAACUGCAUCAGAAACGAAUGCCUGUGAGUUAUGCAAAUUUCCAUUCAUAAUGCAUACAAAAAUCAAACCAUUCAAUGAGUGGCGUAGCCUUGAUAUUUCUGGAAUUGAGCGCAGACGUCUCUGUUGUUCAGUAUUGUUCCAUUGUGCUGCGGCUUUAUGCGUUAUUUGGUCACUUUGCGUGUUAAUCGAACGUGCCGCAGAUGAUGUGAAACGUGGACUGAUUGAUUGGCCCUUUUGGACAAAAUUGGCCGUAGUAACGGUGGGUCUUACGGGUGGCGUUGUCUUCAUGUAUAUUCAAUGUAAAGCUUAUCUACAUUUAUGUCAUCGUUGGAAGGCCAGAAAUAGGAUUCUCCUCAUUCAAAAUGCACCAGAAAAAGUGCAUCCCUUGUCGCCUCCAUCACCCGCAAUCACACAUCGCGCUCGCCACGAAGGACCCAGCGAACCACACCCAUGCAGCGCAAAUGGGCCACCAGCUGGAUGUGAUGGCCCAAAUGUCGAAGUAGUUGCCAAUGGCGCUUCUGCCUCCAAUGGCUACAACUAUGCCUCUGCCGCUAGGACUGAUAGUAUUGCUGGCAGCAUAGACAUAGAAGGUGCGACGGCUCUUCAUCAACAUUCUCUUCACCACUACCAUCUUCCGGCUGAGCAGCGUCGUCUACAACAAACUGACGAUCUUGAUUCAGGCGCAUUACCUGCAGCACACCAUCACCAUUUGACGCCGCAACAACAAGUGGGACAAGUUGCUGUAGCGGCGAAUAUUGAGUGUGCUCAGCUGCAAAGUAAUUAUGAACGCGAUUGGGCGUUGGAUGAUGUGGUUUCGCAGAUCUCGUCCUUCCGCCCCUGCCCACAGGGAUCCGGUAGCAUGACACCUUUCCAUGACUCAAUACACAACGUACUCGAACAUUCAGAGAAUUCGAGUCGUGGCUCGGUAAAUGACGUUUGCGGUGGUUCACGGCAAGAUCUUAGCACUGGUGGUAUUUCCACAGAUACCGGACGGGAACAUGCGCUUCAAUUAAGCAGUUUUAGUGGUAGUGGAGAUCAAAAAGCACCCUCUAUCAGCUCCGGUGUUUCGAAUGCAGUGGCCAAUGGCUUGGGUGGUUUCACCUACAAGCCACACACCAAACGCUACUCUAAUUCAUCGAUUUUCAUAGAGAAUCGUGACAUCCUCAAUGACUCAAUGGGCUUAAGCAUGGAAUCGUCAGUGGAUUAUCCAGCCACUGAGUGCUAUCGACACUCGAGCGCGGUAACGCCGCCUAGUGUAGCGGAUGUCGAAGCCGUAAGUGAGCAGUUAGACCAAUUUUUAGGAAAAGACCUGCGCCGCUACUCGGACACAAAACUCGUAAUUGGUCCAGAUAGUGAACCGAUGCUGGGUGCACCAGUUAACGAUGUCUUACUACCAUCAGCUGUCCCUAUAGAGCCGCUUUACCCAACAGCAACAUCAACCGUACCGAUAGGCGGCAGUAAACGUGUACGCCAACUAUUGAAGCAGCACUCCGCUAGUGCGACGGAUACUAUUUUAGAUAUGGAAUUGCCUACGUCUCCGCUGUCACCACCAGCAGCCUAUGCGGCGCAUAUGACAAUGCCAACAACGCGUCAGACACAAGCAUCUCUGCGCCGAUCGUUGCACACAGUGGACGAAUUAGGAGCUUGUCGCCGCGCUGCGGAAUCAAUGAACAGUAGAGUUAUGCCCAGCACUGCUGCAGCGGCUGGAAUAGGAAGACCGCGGCAGCAGUAUUCGUCGAAACCAAUGUUUAAGUCGUUGCCAAAUUUAAGUGGCAGUUGUGAAAAUUUGCUCAGAAAAUGAGCAUUAAUUUCUGUUCUGCCUAAAUUU
Messenger RNA from Rhagoletis zephyria (snowberry fruit fly), 2734 nucleotides. RefSeq lists its product as uncharacterized. Lineage: Eukaryota; Metazoa; Arthropoda; Insecta; Diptera; Tephritidae. The record is from RefSeq and is a predicted model, not a curated record. Gene Ontology annotation, molecular function: zinc ion binding.